Schizosaccharomyces cryophilus OY26 is the source of this 1707-nucleotide messenger RNA. RefSeq names its product mediator complex subunit Pmc4. The record is from RefSeq and is a predicted model, not a curated record. NCBI's taxonomy places the organism in Eukaryota, Fungi, Ascomycota, Schizosaccharomycetes, Schizosaccharomycetales, Schizosaccharomycetaceae. Gene Ontology annotation, molecular function: transcription coregulator activity. The coding region runs from base 126 to 854 and encodes 242 amino acids. Gene Ontology annotation, cellular component: mediator complex; core mediator complex. Gene Ontology annotation, biological process: regulation of transcription by RNA polymerase II. The transcript has a single exon.
UUUUUACUGAUAUCGCUCUAUCUCGCAAUUGUAGUUCCUCACAAACUACACUGUUGAAAAGAUGACAUUAGCGAAAGACGCGCGACGCGUUUGAGUAGGCUCAUUUUGGUUUCUUCAUCAUUAUUAUGGAGUUUUCCUCUGUAAUUUCACAAAUCGAAACAUGCCUUAAUCAACAUCUCCGUCUUUCGACUGAAAAAGUCAACUACCAUUCUGUCAUGGAAAAUUGGUCUGAAAUGGUACAUCAAUUAAAGAAUCUUCAAAAUCUAAUAUCGGAGCAUACACUAAGCCAAGAGUUGAGCUCCCAAAUCGAAAGUCUAAUUGAAGAGGAUCAUGCCUUGGAGGGACAAAUUGAAAGCAGUAUGAAGGAAUUGACAUCAAUCUAUGAUACCACCCUUCCUCAAAACAACAAUCUAAAGAUUCGAAGGAAAGUUGACGCUAAUACACUUCUCGAAUACGGUCGGCGAUUAUCUAAAUUUUCUUCGGCACCACCUGGAUAUAAUCCAGAAACAGGUCAGGAUGCCAAAGCACCUGUCCAUUAUCCUUGGCCAUCAGAAGAUCAAAUGCGAAAGACAAGUUUAUUCCAAUAUUCUACAAAUCUAAUAGCUCAUCCAUCUGCUAAUGCUUCUCAAAUACUCAAUGAGUUGGAAGAGACUUCUGCUCCAAGCAAAGAAGAUACCGAUGCUACUACUUCUCCAAGCAAGAAAGCCAAGCAUGCGGUUGAUUAUACAAUGUCUCCUACGUUUACGAAUGCAACCGAACAAGCUGAAACACAAGGGGGAGAAUCCAUGCCUUCCAGUAAAGAUAUAUUUGCAGACUUCGACUUGUUUGAUCCAGAAAUGGAGGAAGACAGCUAAAACUCUUUUCGUGAAAAGCCUUGUGUAUAUGAAAAUACUAUGAAAUUUGAUUAUGAUAGUUUGCAAAACCCAAAUGAGUAUAUUAAUACGUGAAAACAGUUAGAGGAAUUUAAAAAUGAAUUAAUGCGAUUGCAACCAUUUGACAUAAAUUUGUAUCAUUUUAUCAAUAUGAAAAACCAAAAUCUUUUUAAUUCCUUUGGAAAAACUCCUCUUCGUUUCUAUCUUUUCCAACAACUGGCAUAACACUUUCUAUAGGAGCAAAUCCGAAAGAUGUGUCUUUCUUCAGAACAAGCGUCGCUGAAGAAUGAAUCAUAUAUCCUUUGAUAUAUCCCUGGUCAAUCAAAGAUACACAUAUACAUUCCACAUCAUCAAUAUCAAAUGUCUGAUCUUGUGUGCUAAGAAGCGCCGCUUCCAAUAGGAACUGACCAUUAACAUGGGGUGUUUUUUGGGCAUUUUGAAAUGUCAUGAAGAAGCUAAGUUUUUUUAUUAGCAAAAGUUUUGAAGAACCACACUUACACUUUACGGAACAAGUUUCUCCAAAUUACAAUUUCACAACGAUCGUGCAAUGUCAAAAAAAUCCCAUGUUUUAUGAACCAAUUUCGCCUGGAGACAUCUUCCAAAGAGAGAUGAAAAGAAUGAAUAUCACCUUUUUUCAUGCUUACUAUUAAUGACUGGAACAUCGGUAUCAAACUGUAUUUCUCUAGGUAUUGCAACCUUGGUGAUUUACCAAGGAUGAGGCCACAAGUUGUUAAAUAAAUCAAGAUUAGUCUAUAACCAGUUAGCGCCAUCAAUAAAACUUAAUAAUUACCUCUUUUGCUUAUAAUACUCAUCAGGGCAACUAAGAAAAGCGCUC